CCCGCGCAUUUUUCGGACUCUGUUAUCCGUUUAUUUUUCGUUUCCUGAUCUUUGUCACCAUGCCUACUGUUUAUAUCAUCUUUUAUUCUUUAUAUCACCACAUCUACACCGUUGCCAAGGAGGUGCAAAAGGGAUUGGAAUUGCAAGGCAUCGAAGUGAAACUUUUCCAGGUUCCCGAGACAUUGAACGAGGAAGUGCUCACCAAGUUGCACGCUCCUGCCAGACCUGAUGUUCCCGUUAUUUCGGUUGAUCAGCUGACGGAAGCCGAUGGUUUUAUGUUUGGUAUUCCUACUCGUUUCGGUACGAUGCCCGCUCAAAUCAAAUCCUUCUUUGAUGCCACUGGCAAACUGUGGGCUUCAGGUGCCUUGUCCGGCAAGUUCGUCGGCACCUUUUUCGCUACAGGUGUGCAGCAUGGUGGCCAGGAAACCACCUCACUCACGGCGGUCACCUACUUUGCCCAUCACGGUAUGAACUAUGUUCCUCUCGGUUUUGCCGACGCCAAUCUUUUCGAUAAUUCCGAAGUCGUCGGUGGUUCGGCUUACGGUGCCGGCACUGUCACCAAUGGUGAUGGAUCGCGUCAACCUAGCGAAAAGGAACUUGCCGUCGCGCGUACUCAAGGCCAAAACUUUGGCAAAAUCUUGAGCGCUUAUCACCGCGGUUUAGAGAAGACAGCUACCAACAGCCCUGCUCCUUCUCAAAAGGAAGCGUCCGAUAAACCCGCCGCCACCGCCACCACCACCACCACCACCACCACGGCUGAACCUGCCGCCAAGCCUGUCGAUCAGGCACCCAAGGAGCGAGAAGUCAAGAAGGAAACUGCUGCUAAACCGGCUGAACCCAAGAACAAGGCAGAGGAAAAGAAGAAGAGCAGCUGUUUCUGCAUGUAAAAUCUUUUUUUUUCUUGUUCAUCACCAUCCUUUCUUCGCAUACUGUACCACUCCUCUUAUACAUAACAUUUUACACUAUUAAAGUACAAUCUACUUCAAAAUAAAAUAUAUUUUGUCAUCCACCUAAAUCCCAGAAGGCCAUCAUUAACAAUAAGGUCAAGGAAUAGCCGGAAGCUUGCAUGGAUCUCGCUUGGAUCUGAACUGCCAUUUAAAGAAAAAUUUAUCGGGUGUU
This is a messenger RNA of Radiomyces spectabilis, 1119 nucleotides long. RefSeq names its product flavoprotein-like protein. Gene Ontology annotation, molecular function: NAD(P)H dehydrogenase (quinone) activity; FMN binding. The transcript has 4 exons. The record is from RefSeq and is a predicted model, not a curated record. Bases 60 to 887 code for a protein of 275 amino acids. NCBI's taxonomy places the organism in Eukaryota, Fungi, Mucoromycota, Mucoromycetes, Mucorales, Radiomycetaceae.